AUGGCCAACCCAGUCUAUCGAGAUAUUACUGGUGAGCAGUGUAAAACUAAUUCUUAUGCCAAAUUGGUACCAGGUCAGACAAUUGUUGAAAUACCUGAGUACGUUUUAGAAUGCGGAGAGACAUUGCGGAACUUUCCAGUAGCCUACAAGACUUGGGGUCGCUUAAAUAAAGACCAAGACAAUGCUUUUGUGAUAUGUCAUGCCUUGACUGGAUCCUCUGAUGUUCAGGAUUGGUGGGGACCAUUAUUGGGGACUGGGAAAACUUUUGAUCCAAGUCGAUUUUUCAUCAUUUGCAUUAAUUUCUUGGGCUCUCCCUAUGGGUCAUGCUCACCUGUGUCGAUAGACAAGUCUACUGGUAAACCUUAUGGGCCAUCUUUCCCAUUAGUGACGGCCAAAGAUGAUUUGGGUAUCCAGAAAAUGAUCUUAGACUCGUUAGGCGUUAAGGGAAUAGCAUGUGUGAUUGGAGGAUCUAUGGGUGGAAUGAUAGCUCUUGAAUACUCAGCAGCUUUCAAUGAUACCGGCUAUGUGAAAACAGUCAUUGCUCUUGCGACGGCUGCAAGAGCUUCUGCCUGGUGUAUUUCAUGGAAUGAGACUCAGCGCCAAUGCAUAUUCAGUGAUCCUUACUACGACGAUGGAUACUACUAUGAGAGUGAGCUGGGUCAUAAACCUGAUAGUGGACUCAGUGCAGCAAGAAUGGCAGCGCUUCUCACUUAUAGAUCAAGAAACUCGUUCGAAACAAGAUUUGGACGGAAAUUGCCCACGAAUAAGAUUCUGGAAGAUGCCCAACAAGAUGGUGUCAGGUUUCCUAAAAAUAAAGACGAAGAAAAAUGGCUCUUGCACAACGAAGGCUCACGGUUCCAAGAUGGCUCGCGUGAUAGCUCUGCUCUGAAUUCCAGUGCAAAACUCCAGACUUAUUUCACAGCACAGUCAUAUUUGCGAUACCAAGGAAACAAAUUCAUCAAACGUUUCGACGCAAAUUGCUAUAUAUCAAUCACCAGGAAACUCGAUACGCACGAUAUCACCAGAGGAAGAAUUCUGGAAUCUGAUGAAGACCCUUUGCCCCAUUAUUUGUCCACAUUGACAAGUCCUCACUUAAUCAUUGGAAUUGAGUCCGAUGGUCUUUUCACGUAUGGAGAACAACAACUUUUGGGACAGCAUAUACCGCAGUCUCAAUUGGAAAAAUUAGACUCCCCAGAGGGCCAUGAUGCUUUUUUGCUUGAAUUCGAGGUUAUCGAUAAAUAUUGCACACAAUUUUUACAACUGAAGUUACCCGAGUACUUUGAUGCGAACUCUGGUAAAGUUGAGGUGUUCGAAAACUGGAGUGAUUAUGUGGCAUCCACUGACAAUGGAGGCAAUUCAGUAUUUGGAGAGGCGGAGAAAAAUAUUACGAAUUGGUGA
This is a messenger RNA of Meyerozyma guilliermondii ATCC 6260, 1398 nucleotides long. RefSeq names its product homoserine O-acetyltransferase (gene MET2). The transcript has a single exon. NCBI's taxonomy places the organism in Eukaryota, Fungi, Ascomycota, Pichiomycetes, Serinales, Debaryomycetaceae. The record is from RefSeq and is a predicted model, not a curated record. Gene Ontology annotation, molecular function: homoserine O-acetyltransferase activity. The coding region runs from base 1 to 1398 and encodes 465 amino acids. Gene Ontology annotation, biological process: L-homoserine metabolic process.